Molecule: messenger RNA, 18663 nt
Organism: Cinara cedri
Lineage: Eukaryota; Metazoa; Arthropoda; Insecta; Hemiptera; Aphididae
Source: the annotation of a GenBank genome assembly
AUGGCAAAUGAAAAAAAAACAGUAAGUAAAGAAAAAAAAGGCUUAAACCGCUGAUAUUGCUGGUGUUAUAUUUUUUAAGGAGAGAAGUUGGAAUGGAGCGUAUAUGGGGUAAUUUAAUCUGUAAUCAAGAUAAUACGAAACGUUACGUCUGUAAUGAAAAAUGGUCCUAAUUAAGUAUUUAUUAGUCGCAUAAAAAUUAUUCCGAAAAUUGCCAGUGUUUUCAUUUUAUUAAGAAAAUAAGAAAAUUACCUCCUUAAUGCACCUACUAUAACCAAAAUGCUAUAAACAAUUUAGUUAUUUGAUUUGAUCAAAAUUUCCGUGAGAAAAGUUGUUAACAGACAGAAACAAAAUCAAUUUUUUAGAAGUAUGCAUUUUAAAAUAGUUUAAUGAAUUACGUUUUUUCAAGUGCCUAUAUAACUCACUAUACCUAACCUAUAUCUAAUUAAGAAUCGUUUGAAAAAAUUGUAAUCUAAAAUACUUUCUAGCAACUAUUAUUGUUGCACACAAUUUAUUUACAUAACAUAAGAAUAUUUUUUAAUCUAUUCUCUAAAACUGAAUAUUAUUCUUACCUAGCAAUGUAUUUUAUUUUAAUAUCUAAUUCACAUUUUCGUGGUCAUAGGUACAAAUCCAUAUGUCAAACUUGUUUAGGUCUUUUCCUUAUUUAUUAAUAUUUUGUAAUGAUGUUUUAAUGUAUCACCUACUAAGUUAAAACCUCAAAUACCUAAAUUAAUAUAUUACUAUAUUACAUUGAAAAAAGAAUCUUAAAAUAGUCUUCAUUGGAUUAUUUUAAACCGAGAAAGUUGUUUCUCUGGGUAAGCGAUUUCGUCCUUCAAAUAUAAUUUGGUAUUAUCAAACGGUAAAAUCGAAUUCUUGUAAAACUUAAACGCCAAGGUAGUAGGUUACCUGUUCGUUUCAUAAAAUAUUCAGACUGUUGUCUUUAUAGUUACCUAGGUUAAGUUAUAUUUUAUAGGCUAAGUAAUAUUAGUUGAAUUUCAAUAUUAUGUAUAUCAGUAGUAUAAAGUAUAUAUUAUGAUUCAAUUGUUUAACUUCAUAAAUUCAUUGGGAAUAAUACAAUAAUUUGUCCUUAUUAACCCUCGUACUAGCCCUCGUAUUAACCCUAGUAUUUGAAUUCAAAUUAAUAUUUCAACGAAUCAAAAAUAAUAAUAAUAUUCGACAAUAUUCGUGUAUUAUAUAAAUAUAAUAUAUAUAUAUAUAAGUAUUGAUAAAGUGAUAAAUAUAUUAGAUACACACUAUUAUUACCUACGGAGUGAGUAGAUUCUUAUUACUAAAGGUAUUUUUUUUUUUUAAUAUUCAAAUUUUAACUGUUUCCUUUUUAUCAAAAACAUUGAGACAAGUUUUAGUAAAUACUUAUAACACCAAAAAUUUAACAUCUAAUAGAGAUUGUCUUACGUCAUUUCAUUAUUUUUCUUGCGUUUGAGUUAUAAGUACGUACCUAUAUAAUAUUUAUGAUGUAAUAAAAAAACAAAUAUUUAUGGUAAAUUAUAUUUGAAUAUCUACGUUUUCUUAAAUUUCCUUAAUUAAGAAGACGUGAUACCCGCAUGUGAUAUAUCCAUCUUACGAAAUAGCUAAUUUUCAUUCAGCAGGGACAAAUUUAUGAUGUUGUCUUAUUAUUAAACUUAAAGACAAGACAUAGUUAACGAUAUUUUUUUUCGGUAUUUUAAUUUUAAAGUGAGAUAUAUCUAAGAUAUUAGAUAUUAGAUAGGUACCUAAGCAUCAUUGAAUUGUGAUAUUACAGAUACUCAUAUCUCUAUUAAAAAUUAAAAUAUCCAACAAAUAGCGGAAACGUUGCACAGAUAAUGUUCUUAUUUUUAAAUUUGAUAACGAGUCAAUAGAUUAAUUUAUUCACUCUCAUAUUAAAACUAACAGCACAACGGUGACCCAGUUGAACGCAAAUUAGCUAUGUGAUACGUUUGUAAGACAGAGACAGCACAUACGGGUAUAAUCAUUCCGUAUUUAUUGUAUUGGUUGAUGACUGAUUUUAACUGAUUAUAUUUUGUCUACUUCAAUAAUUUACCUACUUCAACGAAAUUCCUUUGUGGUUAUAGAUUUAUAUUAAUACUAUACAAUUUAUGAACAGGUAGUUGUAUAUAAUUUAUGAAUAAAUAAUAUCCGACAAAUAUAAUAUAUUUUCGCAAUUAAAAAAAUAUAAUAUGCUCCGAAAAAUAUUUCGUUUUAACAUAAAUUGUCUGAAUAUAGACAAAUAGGUUAUAUAUAUGUUUUACCAAUUGGUAUAUUUUAUCUAUACUUUACAAUGAAAAAAAAAAAUGAUCACAUAGGUACACUUAAAUAAUCCAUAAAAUGAAUAGUGUCCAUACCAAUUCAACCCGUCUAAAAUAAAUGAUUUAUGUACUUAUAAAAAGAAAUAAUAUGUACAUAAUAUAUAGUUUAAAAUCGUGCAGUUAUAAUAAAUGGAAACAAAAAAACAAACUACGCCUUACACCUUGAACGUUAUACAAAAACACGUUCAUUGUAAUAAUUGCAAUGCUAAUAAUCAUAUCAUGUUUUUUUAUUUUAUAAUUAUCAUACUAUUUUUGUUUAAAAAAUGAAGAAAAAGACUUAUGCUGUUAUUGGGAGAAAAAUCUUAAAAAAAAUCGCAAAUAAAGUGAUACUCAACGAUGUGGAUAUUACAAUUGAAAAACAAUCAAUGCAAGUAUUGAAUUAGUCAUUGCGUAUACUUAAUAAAGACAUAUAGUUUAAAACAAUUUUAUUUAUUUAUUUAAUUUUUCACGAAUAAAAUGCAUAUCUUCCAUCUCAGAUUUUUAUUUUUCAUUCUGAUAACAAAAAAUAUCAGGAAGUGUAUUGAACGGCCUUAUAAAAAAAAAAAAAAAAAACUGUAAAAAAACUCCAGUAUGGCACCUGUCCUUCCCAUAUUUGAUUUCCUAAACCAUCAACACUGCUGCAGGCAUACACUAUACGCUACAACGAAUAUUAUCCUUCAGACACAAAUAAAUCCCGUUACUUGAUAAUUUUUUGUAUUGUCUUUAUCGGCAUUAUACUAAUUUACAAUCGCUAUAGAUUUAAAUAUAUAUGAUAAUCGAUAACUCAAUAAACUCAUUAUAUAAAAUCAAAAUGUUUUGAAAUAAAUAAUCUAAUAAAAUAUUAUAUUUUUAUAUUUUUAAUAGGUGGUUUUCACAAAAAAUUGUUGGAUAUUUACACAAUUGUAUUAACCAAUAGUUAGUUGAAAAAAAAAUAUGACUAUUUUAAUCUAGUGUAUAAAUGGGCGUUUCCUUUUAAAAACUUGUAAGUUUAACUGCACAUAGUUGAAAUUUAUCCCAAAAUGUGUUUUAGUACUCCCUAUAGCUAUUAUCUCUCUCUAUAUGAUCAUGUUCCAAAAAUCGAAUUGAAAUCUAAGACCUUCUGGCCGGAAUUUUUAAUUUAGAAAAAUAAUCAUACUGUAUAAUAUAUUCUGUGUGUGUGUGUUUUUACAUAUAAUCCCGCAGAUAUGCAGUAUUGGGUGAAAACGAAACUGGGAAGUCAGUAUUGCUGAAAUGUUUGAUGGGUAUUUCGGAAUUAGAUGGAGGUGAAGUGAGGAUAUUGGACAAUGCUGAAGGGUUCGUCGGCAGCACCAGUAGCAUAAACAGUAGCAAUAUUAAUGGCAGUAACAAUAUCAGUGCCAAUAGUAUCUGCAAUAUCAGUGGUGGCGGUUGUAAUGGUACCGUUACGCACGCGGACCGUCCUAACAUCGGGUUUGCCCCACAGGUGUGUACUGUGUAAUCAUUACGAGUCCAACUACUUAAAUUAACACGAGUAUUGACUGUUGAGUCAAUACUGAGUCAGUAGUUUAGUCAGUUGCUCUCUAUAUUCUCUAUAUUUUAUCUUAUUUAUGUGACUAAUUACCGCAGAAUUUUGACAUUCCGGGAACGAUGCAUAUUUACCAGCUGUUGAACUUUGUUAGUACUGUCAACGGACUUCUUAAAGACCAAACUAUACGGCGGUACAAAGCCAUGGCGAUAAUGACCGGGUUACCGGAAUCCGACCACUUGGUCAGUCGAUUAGGGUUCGUUUUAUAAAAUCUGUAAAUAUACAUAUAUAAUAAAUUAUUUAAGUUUCAUAUACUAUAAUAUACUCGUAUUGCAUAAUCAUAUAUUUCUGACGCCAAAUUUAUACACUCAUUCCUACAUAUUUUGUUCUAUUAAUCAAACUUUCGAAGAAGUAUGUGUGCAGAUUUAGCUUAAAAUAUAUAUAUAUAUAUAUAUAUAUAUAUACAUAUAUCAAUAUAAUAUGUAACCAACAUUUAACAGUCAAACUCUAAGAAUGAAUAUUGAAAUAUUUUGCAUUAAUUUUAUACUUUGUUAUAUUGAAAACUUUGAAGAAUAAAAAAUAGAUACUUCUAAGAUUUACUGAAUUUUUCAUGUCAUGAUAAAACUGAUUCCAGCAAAGUAUUUUUAGAUUUUUAUUUAAAUGAAUCACGUCGUAUACUUAUACAUUUUCUAAAAUACAUUAAUGAACACAUAGAUUUUCGUUCUAAAAAUACCAAAACCCUUCGGUAGCUUUAACAAACUUUUAAGUGUUGAAUUUCGAAAAUCCGACUUCAAGGUUCCAAUGUAUCCGUUCAUCCGCCUCUAUGAGUAAACUAUUAGACCAUAGAAUGCGAUAAAUUUGGUUAUAGAUUAAAUUGUACACAAAUACACACACACACACAACAUUCUUUGCACGAUGGGUGGCCCUCUGAUCUAAGAAUCUAAAUCGGGAAGGUAGAAUAUAGAGGGAAAUUGAAUUUACAUUUGUACGCAACAAUAAACCAUUGCUAAUGAAAAAUAAUUCGGAACGAAGUUUUUUUUAUUAUAAAUGUACCUUAAUUUUCCCGUUUUUCCCAAUUAUUAUGAAAACGACUUAGAAAAUCAAAAAAAGACCAACCUAAAGUAUAAUCCAGAUACAAUUUCCUUUCAGAAAAGGCACUUCACAUUAAAGUUGGAACAAAAUUUCUGGUAAAAAAGUUGUUCACCAAUAAAAAAAAUAAUAAAAAAAUUGGUAAUAAUAAACAGCAUUGUAAAACUAAUACAUUCCUCGAUACAGUCUAAAUCUAAAAAGUUGUGUUUAUUUUAAUAAUAUAAUUGUGUUUUAAAGAUAUUGCCAGAAAAAAGCGUUAUCACUUUUAUUGGCAAUUAUACACGAACCGGAAUUAAUCAUUUUAGACGACAUUACCAGUGGAGUGGACACUACAACAAUGAAAAAGUAGGUUAACCUUUUUCAUUAUUUAAUACUGUCAUGUUAAAUAAGUUUUUAUUUUUGAUUACUAUAUGUACGUAUCCGAAUUACGACUAUUACGUCUAUAAUAUAUUGCUAAAACUGUAUUAAUAUCAAAAAUAUAGUUUAGCAUAUUAUGUAGGUACAUAAUACCUACCUAUUCCAUAACAGUUCGUUUUUCACACGGUUAUUAUAUUUUGAUGUAUUUUUAAUUUUUCCAUUUACCUACUAACUAUAAACACAAUGUUUGACGCCGUGAGACUUCUAUUUAAAAUGUUAGUACUCAGUAGCCAAUAGGUAUACCAAAUAUUAAUCAUAAAUAAAAAAAAAUUUAGGAAACCUAGGGCGAAGAACAUAUUAAUUUUAAAACUUUAAAACGAAAAAUUGUAUUUAGUUUUCAUAAACUACUUAAAUGAAAUUUAAUUUUUGUAUAAAUCCUUUGAAAUAGGUAAAUUAUAUUUUAUAUAAGCAGUUAAUAAUGUACUCUGCAUUUUAGGUAAUUCGAACGAUUACGUUAUGUUCUUUCAAACAAAACUGGUUAUACUUACCUAAUUGAGCAAUAUUAUUAAUAUUAAUAUCGUUUUUAGAAGGUAGGUAGCCGGUUACUGGUUUGAAUCAUAGUAUGCGUAUACCUCCUAUGUGUUAAUCUUGCCUGAACGUGGAUAUUCCAUCAGUGCGUAUUGGACAUUAUAAUUUAUUAGUCCAAGGCCAUGUAUAGUUUUGUUAUAAAUAUUAUAGUAUAAAGCGUUAGUAGUGUAGUACCCAUUUGAAGUAUUAAACAAAUAAUAAUAAAUCUGUAUAUCCACAUAAUUUGUCAUAAUCGAGGAAUAAACAAAAUGUGCUAUUAAUAUUUAAAACUAUGAUCCGGAACUUAAAAUCGACAAAAAGUGCUUAAAAGAAACAUAAAUCUUUAUAAUGUUUUCUCAUUGUUAUUUAAUUUUUUUUACAGUAUUUGGACACUUUUAUCGUGGAUUAACCAGACCACAGAAUGUACGAUAAUCGUAUCGGCUUCCAAUAAUUUUUGCUUUAUGGAAACAGUAAUUACGCAUGUAAUAUUAUGGAAUUGACUCUAUAAUUUAUAUCUAUAGUGAAACCUCUAUUAAUGGACAUUCAAUAAUAGACCAUUCCCAAUAGUGAACACUUUUAAAUUUCCCGGCAAAAAUGUAUGUACAUAAUAGGAGUUAUAACCUCUUAAUAAUGGACACUGGACACUACUAAUAGUGGACGUUAACACUAAAAACUGGUACCAAAAUUAAAAAUUACCUCACAUAAAUGGACACAAUACAUGUACAUAUCGAAAAUGUUUAAGUAAUAAAAAUACUAUAUUAAUCUUUUAUACGUCCCCCUAUAGUGGACUUUUAGUAAUUUCUCGCAAAUUUCCACUAUGUAGAGAUUUUCCCAAUAGUGGACAGUUUUUUAUUCCUCAUGGAUGUCCACUAUAUAGAGGUUUUACUGUAACAGUAUUAUUACCUACAAAAACUAGGCUGGAAUAUUGAUGAACGGCAGAAUCGUAAAAGAAGACACUGCGAAUAAUCUUUUAGAAAAAUACGAAGCGUCGAGCAUAGGAGAUUUGCUAAUAGAAGUGAUUUUCACCGAAGACCAUCAGAUGAGGGAUCCUGUCAGUACCUAUAUUAUGAUAUUGUUAGUAAAACGUAAAUCAUUAAAAAAAUAACGUCGUUUAUUUAAAGUCUGUGAGAACCGGGAGAUUGCCCAGCAUUAAAAGUCCUAUUAUACAUAACGAACAUACGUCACUGCAGCAGCUGAACUCUAUAUACACUACAGUAAAUAAUAAUUUAUUAAUUUUAAUUAGAAAACAUGAGAAGAAAACAAUAAGAAUAUUGGUACUUUGGCAAUUAUUAUACGUUGAUGACUUGCAGUAUUUAUAUAUAUAUAUAUAUUUUUUUAAAUUGUAUUUAUAAGUAUUAUAAUUAUAUUUAUAAUUCAAACUAAAACAGUUUAUACUAGUGGCAGAUUUAGUUCUUUGCCAAGAAAGGGCCAAUAUUUUUUAAUAUAUAUACAUAACACACGUCCAUGUAUAAUUAGAACAAAGUAUUUACGCGUAAAUUUAUACAAAAUAUCUAGGGUAUGGCUCCUAUACCCCCCCCCCUAAAUUCCGCCUCUGAUUUAUACAAUUGCAAAAUAAAAUGUUUAAGUACCUGAUGAUUUUAUAAGAACAAAUAAAUAAAGAAAGACGGACAUACUUCGCACGAUGGACGGGCCACUGUUGUAGGUGAGAAGUUGAGAAGUUAGCAAUUAAUCAUUGCUAAUUAAAAAAAAAAAUCUGAGCUGUAUUAUCAAUUAUAGGUUAUAGGCAGUAAUAUUUAAGAUUUUCAUCAAAAUUUGAUAUUAAAAUUCUUAUGAAAAAAAAAAAUACUACAUUAAACUCAAUGUUUUUCACCAAAAAGUACGACUUUUAAUAAUCCCCUAUUAAAUGUUCAUAGAUUUCAGUUUAGUCUAACAAUUUUAUCUUCAGAGUACCUAUACCGAAUAAAUAUUACAUAAACAAAUUCGCAAAAUUAAAAUGUCUAUAAAAGCUCAAAAAUGGCUCAAAUGUUUUGAACAUUUUACCACGUGUAUAAAAAGCAAAUAUAAGGUUACUGUCUAAAUUAAUGGUGGGCAAACUUUUUUAAUGAGGGGCCACAAAGUUUAAGAAAUUUUAGAGGAGGGCCAGAAUUAUAGAAAAAAUGCAUUUUGUAUUAAUUCUUUGAAUCAUAAUAUUAUAAAAACAUUACAGCAUUACACACAAAUGUUAUAAAUUACCUUUUACCUUAAAUAAUAAUAAAUUUAAUAAUAAAUUAAUAAACUUUUAUUUGGAGGCUCAACCAUGGUAGGCAUAUGAGACACAUGGAAUUGUUUUUGAUUUUCCAUAAUAUUUUCGAAAGCAGUUUCCAGCUGUGACAAAGUAACUUUCAGCAGUGCAAAAAAGGUGUUCAUCAGUCAAUCGGUUUCUGACUGAGUUUUUCCGCAAUUUCAUGAUCGAAAAAGUCUGUUCGCACACAUAAGACAACGCAAACAUCGCCAUAAUUUUCUGGGCGUGAGCAAUUAUCUUUGGGAAUUCAGCUUUCUGCAGUGCUCUAUAAAAAUCUAGUUUUGUGGAAUUCAAGAACAAUUACUUUUUUUAAAUUUAAAUUUUUUAAUUUAAAUUACUUUAAAUGGGUACUGCACUGCAUUUCAAUAAUUUCCAACUGCAAUUCUGCAGAUACAUUUUCCGGAUCUACAUUAAACGGCAUCGAGAAAACAUCUAGCGAUGAUUGAAUGUUCUUAAAAUCUUGAAACCUAGUUUGAAAUUCUGUGUGAAGUUUUUUCAACGCCUGACUGAAUUCUUUUAGCUUGUUUUAAUUUAGAUUCUAAAUUUUAAGUCUCUACGAACAUUUUAAACUGAAUUACAACAAAACAAAAAACAAAAUUUAAAAUUAUAAAAUCAUUAUUUUCGUAAAUUUUACCGUUUUCCUACGUUUUUAACAGUUUUUCUCAUUUAUUAUGAAAACCCCUGGGAAAUCCAAAAAAUGUUCUUAAAGUACCUCCCUAGUCAAAUUUACUUUCAAAAAAGGUGCUGUACUUAAUACUUCGGAGCAAGAUUUUUGGUAGAAUUUUUGUACACAAUAUAAAACAAAAUAAUAAUAAUAAUAAAGGUCAUUGUAAAACCAAUUCAUUCCUCGUCCCGCUCAGAUUCUAAAACAUUGCGUUUUGUAAACACCCGACAAAAACAAAUUGAGUGUUAUUGUGAAAUAUUAAAGAAAUUAAAUGGUGGAUCGUAUUCAGAAAAUUAACAUAUAUGAUAAAUAAAAUAAUUGAAUACAUUUUUAUGAAAUUAAUGUGAUUAUAAUAAAUAUAUUAGGUACCUAAUACACUGAUUAAUUUGUUGGUUUUUAGCAAAACGAAGCCCAGCGAAAACGAGAAAGCCUACUAAAAUGGUUCGUCGUUUUACAGGCGCUGAUAAUGAAAAAUAUUUGGACUUUAAUCGGAAUCAAUUCGUAAGCGUUUUUCCAUGUUUUCAUAGAUCAAAUAAUAUUAUUUUAUUAGUUUCCUUAGUUAUAGGUGACGUAAUGGUUAUCUUAUCAUCUCGACUUCGACACACUCUAAAAGCAUUUUGUUCGAUCAUAUAUAUUAUUUUUGAUUGGGCGAUUUUAUAUAGCUUGUAAAAUUGUAUAAUUAUACAAUCACAGGGUUGGGCUAAGAGAUUUCCAUAUAUACAUACAGAUCCAAUAUAUAGGUGCAAUGUUACAUAUAAUAUUAUAUUAUUAAUAUGGCUGGUAGACAGAUUAGGUACCCAUAGCCAUGUUUAAGGUGGUUUAAUAAUAUAUUAAUCAUAUAUUAUUAUACCUACUCGAUAUUAUGUUAUGAAACAAAAUUUGAAUUCCUCCCGAAUCGACCGAACUGCAGAUCGUGCGACAACAACUGUAGUCCUUUUUCGUUGUUCCAACCUAUUAUUGUGUGACACUCGCUGUGUGCGAUCAUUUUCAAACUUAGAACAAUAGCAACUCGUCGCAAUAAGGACAACUACAGCAAAGCGUAAUAAUACUAAUAAUAUUUUAUAUUCUUUCUAUAUUUCGACGUUAUUUUUGGCGGUCAUAUUUAACGUUAUUUUAUUGCUUCGAGCUUUCGCUUUCACAUAGAUUUUAUAUUGUAUUAAUAUAAUUUAAAAUAUACUUUUUUAAUUCAUGAUUAUACUACAUUAACAUAUUAUACAAAUACCUGUAUUCUGGUAUAACACUUUACCCACAUUCCAAUUUACAUGUUGGGAGAUAGGAGUGAUUACUCAAUACUCAAUACUCGUGUAUAAUAUGUAAAGUAGGAAUUAUAAAGGUUUUGAUUUUAUUUUUAUUUUUUAAUCAUGCGUGACCUCUUAGCUCGCAUAUAAGAUGAAUAUUCUAUAACCUAAUACUUAAUAUUUAAAAUAUAAAUUACAUAUAUUUUAUCGCAUGCUAUCUGUACACAAUUUACAACGCUACGAUAUUUAUUUUGGUAAUAAUUAAAUGCGGGUGCAUAACUAACAUAUAUUUGAAAAUGGGCUGAAUGGGCUACCGUGUAGUCAAUGGUUUUCCCAGCGGGUAAGCCUGAUUGGCCUGAUUUUAUUUAACUCAUAAAUAAUAAUAAGUAAAUAAGUUUAUAUUUUUUAAAAUCUUAAUUUCAUUUUCAAAGAGGCGUCAUUUAUUAAUAUGAUAAGACGAACAAGUUAAAUACAACGUAAGUAAUAUCGAGCUAUUUUUGUUUAUCCCUUUGCUAUCCAGACGUUUUUUCUACGACAAAAAGAAUCAAAAAAUAUUUACAGAUAUCUAUGACUUCUACACGACUUCACAAUAUAUUUUAGCGUUAAUAUCAAUAAAAAAGGUGAUCAGUUCAGAGUUAGUUCAAGAACCAACAGAUUAUUAAUUAAUUUUUUAUAAAUUAAAAAAAUGAAAACUUCAAUUUACCAAAUAAAUUUUGUAAAUUCUAAAUAGUUAUAUAAUAAUUAGUAUUUUUGAAUGACCAAGUAAAUCAAAUCAAUGUAUUAAUUUUAGUUUUAAAUUAAACAAAUAAACUAAAAAUGGCCAUAAAAAAAUACCACUAAAAUUGCAAAAUGGGAUUUUAGCAAAAUAGGAUUAAUUAUUCGAUUCUUAUAAAACUGGAUUUUGGUCAGUGAACCGAACCUGUUCUAAAUUUUUAUACUGAACACGCCUCUGCGUGUAGGUUAGGUAUCUUUUUAAGUAACUAAUUUGUUUUUAAGAUAUUGCCUGGCAUUUAAAUUCAACAGAAAAACUCAAUUAAAUUAAACUUUUAAAUUUAAAAAUAUGAACUUAUUGCAAUUCUUAUAGGUAUCUAUGUAAUUUAGAAAAAUAUUAUAAUUGCCUAUACGCGUUUACAUUUCAACUUGGCAUCACAUUAUCGUGAUACGCGCGCUUAUAGCCUUUGUGGUCGGUUUGUUUAACCUACAGAUUCUUAUAUUAUUUACAUGUAAAAAAAAUAUUGUUGUUGCUCUCUGCUCUCGGGUUCACUACGCGUUAUUAUUACCGUGCCCUUCAUAUAAUGUUUUAUCAUUACAGAUUUUUUUCGGGGGGCGUUUUUUUUUAAAUUUUUUACAGGAUAUCUCUUUUCGUGUGUGCGUACGCGGUGUUGUUACCUUUAGCCGUGCAUAUGGCGUUCACGGCAAAUUCCCAACGCGCAGUACGCAUAGCGGUGCACAGUCAAGAAACGAGCGUGACGUACAACACGUCCGACGAGUUGGGCGACUGCGAUAAGUACCGGCCCGCUGAAACGAUGAGCUACACGUUCACUAGACAAUAUUUGGCCAAGUCGUUUCAACUGGUCUGUAAAUUAUCUCAUAUUUUUUACUUAUUAUUAUGUUACUAUAAUUAUACAUGAUUGCACUGUACAUGGUGUGUAAUAAAGAUAGCUAUAUAUAGGUACCUAUGUAUACGUAUAAUGGAACGAAAUAUUAAGCAAUAAAAGUAUAGUUAUAUUUUGGUAUACGUUGCACUUUUUGUAGAUAUAUUUAUAUUCGAAUUAAAUAUGACUCAAGAAUCAAAUGCGGAAAGUAUACGAAGUAACCGACUCGUUCAAUUUUAAUUUUUAUAAAUAUAAUAGGUAAUAAGUAUAAUGUAUACAUUAUUAUAAACAUUGAAGGUCAAGGGGCUGGAUAAAUCCCCUCGCCUCAUUUAACCAGUCCUGAAAUAAAGGUAGAUUAAUAAUAAUCGUCUUCUUUUUUAUGUUGUCUUACAACUCUGUAAGAGUUUUAACUCCACAGUUGCCGAUAGUAACGAUCCUGGAUUUUUUCCUUCCAUUCCGUUUCCUCUAGACUCUCCAGUUCGUGGCGCGUUCCGUCUAUCCAUCGUUUUUUUGGCCUCUUCUUCUUGUUAGUUUGUACUCAAUUGACGCCCUAGCUCCAUAUCAUUCUUCCCUUUUUCCUUUGUGAACAAGGCACUGAAUUCUUUGUCCCUUCGCGUAGCUUGUUAUACAAGGUACUUGGGUGAUUUCCUUUAUUUCCACGUUUUUCCUUUUUUGCCAUCCAUUUAUUGCGUUGUAAAACACUGGGUAACACAUUUUUCUUUAAUAGUUUAUUUUUAAAACUUCUAAUUUUCCGUUCAGUUUGCACUGUCAUUGACCAAAUUUCACAACCAUAAGUUAAUAUAUGAUCUUAAAAUAGUUAUGUAUAGGCGUAUUUUUGUACCACUAGAGAAUAGUUCUCACUUGAAAUAUUAAAAAGAUUAAUAAUAAUAAUAUUUACUAAUUUUAUCGAGAGAUUUUGACAAAUCGAGUUAACUUUGCAUUCAAAAAUCUUGAAAAAUUGGUUUUAGAAUUUAUUAAAGCUACAGAUUACAAAACAUAAUCAUUAAACAAGUAUGUAACUAAUUAAUAUUGAACUCUUCUUGCUCUUAAUAUUUCUCUUGAUUUUACUAUUUCAUUGACGUCUACAAAUAAAUGAUGUAGCAUUCUGCUAUAAGUCUAACUUUAUAGAUACCUACUAUAUAUAUUAUAUAUAUUAGGGUAGCCCUUAUAUGAUGGUUUUUAAAAAAUAUAUAUUUCUCAGUUUACACCACAUAGGUUGAUUCAGUAAGACAUAAAAAUUAAAUAUUAGAAGUCUCAAAACAAUCGGAAAAAGUUAGACCGUGUCAUAAGUAAGUGCCCAAAGUUAUUGAUUUUUGAUUUUCACAAAUUAUUUCAUAUUUUUAACUGACCAAUGAAGUAUUAAUUUGUAUAAAAUAUUGUAUACAACAAUAUUUGUAUAAAAAAACUAUUUUCUAAAUUUUAUAUUUUUUACUAUUUUUCAUAAAAUUAUUAUUUUACAUACAAAUAGCGUUUUUAUGUAAACAUUCGUUUAAUAUACCUUUACAUGUAUAUAAUGGAUUAUAAUGGAUUAUAUACUGCAUAAAUGUAUAUAUCGUAUCAUAAUAUCUGCAUAAUAUCGUAUCGUAACAUCAUAUUUUUUUUAAUCAUGAGUUCUAAAAAUAUUGUAAUUUUUUAAAUGUUUACAUUGCCCAUUCAAUUUGUGAUAAUAAUGACUAUGGUACACAUAUCAACUUUAGUUUUAGAUACACCCAAUAAAGUAUAAAAACUUAAUUUAUUUACAUGCGCACAUUAAAUCACUACACACAAUUAAAAUAAAAACGUAUACUUAUUGCUGUAGAAUGUAGAUUGUAUUAAUAUUUUAAAAAUUGGGCGUCGGGACUAGGCAAUUGAUUAGCUUUUACUGCUAUUAAUCAUUUUAUACUAUUGUUAUUUCUAUUCUGGGCGUAUAUUUUGAGCUGAAACAUACGAGUAUAAUAAUUAAGGUAAUCAAAAAAAUUAUUAUUCAUAGGGCCGUAGCUAGGAAUUUUCUAUGGGGAGUCCAGUUCCAUAGAUAGGAAUUGUAUAGAGGAUAUUAUUAUAAGAAAUUACAUUGAGUUAAACAUCAAAAUUGUGAGAAUAAAAUGUUAUAUUUUCAUGAUAACAUUAAGUCAAUUUUUCUCGGCUUCUUAGCUAAUUCAUUCAAUACUCCAUCGGGCGUGAUGACGAUAUUUUGGUAAUAACUUAAUAGCACUAUUCUAUUAAGACCAUCCUAUUUGACAAAAAAUUCAAUAAAUAAAAUGAAAUCAGAAUUAAUUGUGUAUACAUACUUCUUUCAUAUUGUUUCUGAGGUAAGUCUUAUUUAUUCGUUUUAUGCCAGAAAAAUAUCUUUCUGGCGUUAAAAUAAAAAUAGGUAGACUGCACUAUAUUUUUAGUAACAUAAGUAUAUUUGGCAAUAUGAUUGGGUCCAAUAGCAUCCAAUGUAUUAGAAGGCAGCAUUUCAUCAUUGCUUAUUACUAGCCCUUGGAGUUUUUGUUUCUAAAUUUGUAGCUCACAGUUAACUGUGACAGUAUCAUUUCAGGAAGAUAAAAAGAAAAUAGUGAUUCAAAGUCUUUUAUGUCUGUUGAAUUAGUGUCAUUAAACAAGCAAGUGCUGUCAACAGUCUGAAGUAGUAACGUUGUCAACGGCGUUAUCAAUUUCUAGUCUAGGCCGUCAAUGGACGAUGAUAAGACAUAAUAUAUUAUAUCAUGAUGUAGAUGAAAUUUAAAUAUUUACCAAAGAAUAAUUCUGUGCGAGUGUGUACCUAUACUAUUUACUAUAUAUUAAGUAUUUAUUCAGUUAAAAAAAAAAAUGGUUUAAAAAAUAAACAUUUUAAAUUUUAGAAUACAUUAGACAUUUUCACUUUUACAACUUUGUUAAAGGAGGGAUAAGGGUUAAACCCCUUAACUAUUAAUUAUCUAUUCAUAAUCGCUUAUAAUCAAUGGUAGCGCAAAUGUAUAUUAUUUGUGAAACAACAGUCAAUUAUUUAACCCAUUCACCGUACACUAAUUUAUUGAUAAAAUAUUCUAAAAUUAAAUUAAUUUAACUCUCCUUUUAUAAAAACAUUUAUGUUCAAGUCAACUCAUUUUACUUCCUAUUAAUCCUAUUUAAAUUUAGUUAUCUUACACAAAACCAUAGUUGGACCAAAGUUUUGGUAUCUAGAUUAGAAUCCCUAGAACUUCCUUUCGGGGACUCAGAUACGGUCAUAAUAUCAGGCCCAACGGCGAUUCUUUAAACUCAUAAAACUAUACCUUUGGGCGGACAUUGCUCAUAAUAUCAAAUUUUACAUAUAGCACCGAAUUAUUUUUCGUAUAAUACAGAUGUACAUUUCUAAUGAAAACAAUACUACGUCCAGAAGUGCUGAAAUUGAGUAUGAAUGUUUGCUGUUUUUUAAUCGAAACUAUACUGCAGCUUUGCAACGGAGGAUCAAAAGGAAAAUUGAACAUGACACCGAUUUUGAUAAUAGUCGAAUAGAAAUCACAAUGAGUAUGACCGGUAAUUUUGAAUAAACCAACAUUCGUAGUUCUUAUUUUCAGUAGACGAGAGCAGGAUAAUAAGAGAUUGGGUGAAUAAAUUACAUACAAAUUAUGUGUGUAUAGUGUUUCGUUUCAAUAAAUUUAAUCACCUAUAACUUGAUAAAAAAAAAAAAAUUCAUCGAUUAACCUCUGUUAUCAAUCGGGUGCAUAGAUUUUUUUUUAACAAAAAUUAUACCUAUUUAACACGAUACAAUUAUUUUAUCAUAAUUUGUAAUAUUGUUUAUCAACUUCAAAAAUCAUAGUAAGUUCAUAUUUUUUUCCUCGAAAAAUAAAGUUAAUUAUACAGCAGAAACGUAUAAAGUCUUUUAACUUAUGCAAGUUUAAUACGAGUCGUGUAUAAAUAAUUAUAACGCACAAAUAUGUGAAGUCACAAAUUAUUGUUGGCUAUUUACUCAUACAUAGAUUUAUAAAAUAUUGAGUAAUACAAUAUUAUGAACAUUUUUUCAUAAAAAUUUAAAAUUGUUAUUGUUGAUUUUCUUUUGGUUCAGUUUUACCAGCUACUGAGAAUAGCAGACAAGAUUAAAAUAAAUUAGUUUGCAUUAGCAAUAAUUACUACAUUGACAACCAGUAAUAAUAAUUAUAGUACCUAUUAUUAUCUAUACUAUCAUUAUGACGAUUUAUUAAUUUACCUAGGUACGUUGAAAAACUAUUUAUGUUUAUUUUUAACAACAUAGGUGGUACUAUUAAAAUUAUAAUAAUAUACCUAGAUGUAUGCCAACCAGGCUAUUUUUGACCUUGAAACAAUUCUCUAGCCUACCACCGCGGUACGAGUCUAUUAUUUAAUACUUUGUUAAAAUUAUAAUUUUAUCAUUAUUCGCGUAGACAUAUUAACUAUUUGUUUUUUUUUUUUUUUAUUAUAACAUAAUAUUAUAAUCUAUUGUACCAUAUAUGAUAAAAAAUAAUUAACCUGCUGACUAUUUAACUGACUAAAUUGAUACCUAGUGGUUUUCAAAUACCUAUUUUUUAAAACAUGGAAUUCAGAAGUAGUAAGUCGUGAUGUUGUCGUGCGAAGGGCCGCUACAACUCGCAAUACUCGAACAUACUUUCUGAAAUCUUCGUACCGAUUUUCAAUUUAAAAACGAUUUUAUUCUUAAAAUUCGUCAUAAUAACUAUGGGAAUGAGAAAAAAAUAACUAAUAUAGCUCAUGAGUAGGCCUGAGACUAAUACCGUAAACAGGAAGGGGAAAAGGUAGGAAAUCUAUAUAGGAUACCUAAUUCAGUACUUAUGUUUAAAAUGUUUUACACUGUUUACAAAAUCAUUAACGGGAUUCUUUAAUAGGUAAAAAAAACGGACAUACUUUGCACGACGAGGGGGGGGGGGCACUGUUGUAGGUGAGAAGUUGGGAAGGUAGGAUAUAGAGGAGAAUUUAAUUUAUAUCUCUACGCCACGUCAAACCAUUACUAACGAAAAAUUAUUGGGAGCAAAAUUCGGUUCCACAUGUUUUUAAAAGGCCGUAAUAUGUACGAUUUGAUAUUAAAAUUUUUAUUAAAAAAAAUGCCUACUACAUAACUCAUUUUUUUUUUUUUUUUACUACAAAGUAUGACUUUAUAACACAUAUUUAAUUUUCAUGCAUUCCUGUUUAGUGUAACAAUUUUAUCAUCAGAGUAAAUAACCGAAUAAAAAGCACGUAAAAGAAACUAGAAAAAUUUAAAUGUCUAUAAAUAGCUUAAAAUAGACACAAAUGGUUUGAAAAUUUAACCACAUCUAUAAUUGGGAAUCGUAAAUUUUCUGUCCAAAUUUCCAGUCUCUACAAAUAUUUUUAACUGAAUUACAACAAAUAACAAAAUUGAAAAAUAAUAUAAACAAUAUAUUCGUACAUUUCCCUUUUUGUUUACGUUUUAUCCUGGUUUUCCCAGAUAUUAUGAAAACCACUUAAAAAAUCAAAAAAUGUCCUCCCAAAAGUUCCAUCUGGGUAACAUUUCUUUUCAGAAAUGGUGCCGCGCAUGUAUAUCUGAGCAAGAUUUAUAAUAGAAUUUUUGUACACAGUAUAAAAAAAAUAAAAAUAAUCAUCUUAGUUAAACCAAUACAUUCUUUGUUACACUUAGAAUCAGAGUCUAAAAUACAUCAGAUUUCAGGGGAUACACUUUUUAAUUCAAUUGAUAGUUAAUAGAUUUUCAUAGCCAAAAAAAAAACCCCUAUGGCAGGGCGUAGCUCUUAAUACACUACUGUCAUUACUUACCUUACACUAGUGGUUCUCAAUCAUUAUUAAUUCAUGUCAACCCUUAUCGACUAUAAUCCAACACUAAGUCACCGUACCAAUGCAUAAUCCAUUGAAAUUAUAGGAUAUUCAAGUAACGGUAUCAUCAUUGAAAAUUUAGUGAUGAGGGAAUGUUACGUUGUUCGGACGGUGUUGUGGUUUUAUGAUAAUGACGGCAAUAAUACGAUUUUAUUCUAAAAAAUUAAAAGUUGUAUUAUCUUUUCCUCGAUUAUUUCAUGUCACCUCAUGUUACCUCUGCAUUUCAUUCAUAUCACCCUGGUUUAGAACCACUGCCUUACACAUUACUUAUGCUAUUUAUACAUAAUAAGUUGCUACAAUUUGAUACAUUAGAGCAAGGUUUCUGGUCGAAAAGUUGUUCACAGAACAAAAAAAUAUAUAGGUACAGUACAUUAUUAUUUACAUUAUUGUAAAACCAUUACAUUCCUCGCUACUCUCCGAAUCUAAAAGUUAUAAAGACUAGAACAGCCCUCUUAAUUUAUUCAUUAAAAUCAUGACCCUGAUUAUACCUUUUAGGGAUUUUUUUCAGAUGGCCAAAAAACAGAACACGUAAAAGAUAAACUAUUAAGACAUUACAACAAAUUUUUAUCGAACUACGCACGUGACGUGUCGACGGACAUUAAUUACAAGUACAUAAAGGUGAUUUGGUAUUGGUAUACUACGAAACAAUUUUUGAGUAGACAUUAUUUUGAAAUAUUGAAUUUGUUUUUUCCAUAGUACAACUACACGUUGGCGCAUGACGACUAUGCUGAAUAUUCGAUUUACAGACGAUAUGUAAAUUCCGGGUUAAUGAUCGUGUAAGUACCGACCUGUUGGUACAGAAAUUUAUUACCUACAAGGGCAUGUAGAGUAAAAGUUAAAAACCAAAAUAAGAGUACCUACCUAGGAGUACAUAUCUUAUCUAUACUCUCUAGGCCAAAAAUCGCGAGACGCACCCCCCUAGCUGCAUUGUGUAGGAUAAAGGUGAAGGCAACAGAACUAUAAUUAUUGGUUAUUAAUUAUUACUAUUCGUGUAUUUCUUUCGAGUAGAUACUCGAAGUACCUGGGUAUAAAUAUAGGAAAUACGUUUGAAACUUAUCCCAUAAUCUUAAACCUGUACGUAAUUAUAGUUUGACGUUCUUUUUCCACGCGUCGAUUGCCGUUCGACUGAUGCAAGUCGGCGGCGACUACUGUUAUUACGGACCGUGGAAGUGGCAUUUAUCCCGCAUCGCCGUCCAAGUACCGUUGGCCGUCGUUUGGAAUGCAUUUUCGGUUGCCUACAUACACGCACUAUACGACAUUAGUCCUCAUCGUUACUACGUGUUUUUGUGCUUGUUUCUCGAGAGCGUCUGUGGAAUACACCUAGGUAAAGAUAUAGAAUUUGAAAUUCGCUGUGUACUAUUGCGAGACGAAUUGGAAUCGAGAUUUAAAUUGUCAAUUUAG